AUGGCCUUCACUAAAACUCCAUCCUCCACUUCCAAGCAAUGGUUCUUCAAAUUCCCUUCUCAAUCUCCAUCUUCAUCAUCGUCAUCCUCACAAAAUCUCUUCAUCACUUCCAAACAAUCCUCCAAACGAAAAUCCUCCUCCAUUCUCAUGAUCAUCUUCCUCUCCUUCAUCCUCCUCUGUUUCUUCCUCUCUUUCACUCUCCUCUCCUCUAACACUACCAAACCGCUUACAAUCGCCGCCUUGGACAACGAGUUUCCCGAUCAAGAAAAGAUCAAAAUCGGUUUAAUCAACAUUAGCACUGACGACGAAGAUGAAAUUCACCAUACGUUACAACUUCUCGGUUUAAUCGAAGAAUCGAACCGAAGUGGAAUCGAGACGGUAACGAUAGAUUUCCAUCGAAUCGAGAACGAUGAUCUCGAAUGGAAGAGUUUGUUUCCGGAGUGGAUUGAUGAAGAUGAGAAGUACAACUCGCCGAAAUGUCCGGACAUUCCGAUGCCGAAAACCGAGGUUUACUCUGAUUUAAACGUUGUCGUUUUGAAGAUUCCGUGUAAGAGAGGGAUAUUCAGAGACGUAUUUCGGCUUCAGGCGAAUCUUGCGGCGGCGAGAGUGGCGGUGGCGAGUGGAUGGGUGGAGGAGGAAGUGUAUCGGACGGUGUACGUUGUGUUUUUGGGAAAGUGUGGGGCUAUGAGAGAGAUUUUCAGGUGUGACGAUCUUGUUGUUAAGGAUGAUCGGACGGUGGAGGGAGUUUGGGUUUAUAAACCGGAGAUGAAGAGAUUGAAACAGAAAAUUUUUAUGCCUUUUGGAUCAUGCCAGCUUGCGCCUGUUUAUGCUCGGACAGGGAGAGAAGUUUGGAGGAAGUUCAUGCUACAAAAACCACCAAAAAUCAACUCAACAAUCCAUCACCAUAGUAAAACCAAGCCAAAAGAAGCCUAUGUGACAAUUCUCCACUCCUCGGAAGCUUAUGUUUGUGGAGCCAUUGCUUUAGCUCAAAGCCUUCUCCAAACCAGUACAUCCAAAGACCUCCUCCUUUUAGUUGACGACUCCAUUUCCCCCAACUCCCUUCAAGCCCUAAAUGCCGCAGGGUGGGACGCUAUGAAAAUUGACCGUAUUCGCAGCCCGUUCGCCGAGAAAGGCUCGUAUAACGAGUGGAACUACAGCAAGCUACGAAUAUGGCAGCUCACGAUGUAUGAAAAAAUUGUGUUCAUUGAUGCUGAUCUUUUGGUUCUUAAAAACAUUGAUCAGUUCUUUGGUCUGCCUCAGCUCUCUGCUGCUGCUAAUAAUAAGAUGAGGUUCAAUUCUGGGGUUAUGGUUGUUGAACCAUCUGCUUGUUUGUUUGAGGAAUUGAUGGAAAAAAGCUUUGAAUUGAAGCCUUAUAAUGGUGGGGAUCAAGGGUUCUUAAAUGAAGUCUUUACUUGGUGGCAUAGACUUCCUUCCAGAAUCAACUAUCUCAAGAUCUUUCAGAAGGAAAACAGUGAAAAUGAUUCAGAUCCUUAUGCAAUACAUUAUCUGGGGUUAAAGCCAUGGAUGUGUUACAAGGACUAUGAUUGCAACUGGGACAUGGAAGACCACCAAAUAUUUGCAAGUGAUUCAGCUCAUGCCAAAUGGUGGGAAGUCUAUGAAUCAAUGCCAACUGAAUUGCAGCAUUUUUGUGGUCUCACUAAGAAGAUGGACUCAAGAAUAAGAAAAUGGAGAAGAAUUGCAAGAAACUCAAGUUUUCCCGAUGGCCAUUGGAAGAUCAAGAUCAAUGACCCUAGACGACACCGUUUUAUGGAUGCUCAAUAAUAGCUUCUCAGUACUACACAAAACUCCUCCUUCUAUUU
Messenger RNA from Benincasa hispida (wax gourd), 1820 nucleotides. It is a transcript of the gene PGSIP4, whose product is annotated as plant glycogenin-like starch initiation protein 4. The record is from RefSeq and is a predicted model, not a curated record. Lineage: Eukaryota; Viridiplantae; Streptophyta; Magnoliopsida; Cucurbitales; Cucurbitaceae. Gene Ontology annotation, molecular function: glycosyltransferase activity.